AUGCGUCGACGUAUCCCCCGGGACUCGGUGGGACGUUGUCUGAGGGCUCAGCUUCGGGGAACCAGCGUCUCUCAGUUCCCCCCACUUCGAAUGAUCGGUGUGGUUGACAGGGUGUUUCCCAACAGAGGGUACGGCUUCGUUCAAGCAGCAACCCCUCCAGUGUCAUUGCUAGCGUCACUGACAUCCCCUGCGGGGGCGUCGGCAACAGACGGGGCGAAGUCGAUUUUAUCAAGUCAGCAUCGUGAGACUCCCGCACGGAGGGACCCGACGAGUGUGCGGUUUCCCCUCCAUUCCACCGGGAGUCAUGCUGAUAAGGCGCAAGUACUGCCAGAGAGGGACAUGCCCUCUCCAUCGACUGGGACGUAUGUGUCGUUUUUCGCGACCUGCCAUUACGAUGCGGCGAGGCAGAUGUUUAUGUGGCGGACGCGGGAGUUGACACCGUGCGAUGCCGAGAACGAGCUUCGCGUGGCUUUACGGAGUGUGCGGGAUGCACGGUGGGAUCAUGUGGUGCUUCAAGACGUAGAGAAGGAGAAGCGUCGAAUUGUGUGGAAGUCUUCUGUGGGAAUGCUGCAGUUAACAGAUGCCAACUGCGCAAGUGUUAACGACGGUCGCGACAACUACCGGUCCUCGCAAGUGGAGGACGCUGGUGCGGAGCAGUUGCAGGCUCAACUUGCUCAGGAGAAGAUACACAGACGUUUGCAUCGUCUAAGUGAGGCAACAAGGCGGUUUUUUGUUCGUGAGGAGGAUUUGCGGCAUCCUCUGUUGUGGAUGCGCGGCUGUACGGAGAAUGAGCCGUCUGCUGGUGAGGACGAGGCUUCGACUCGACCUGUGCACGCUCGAGAGAACCGAAAGGGACGUUGGAAGCGUGUGAUGCAUUUGUUGGAGGCUGACAACAGUGUUUGA
Molecule: messenger RNA, 903 nt
Organism: Trypanosoma grayi
Lineage: Eukaryota; Euglenozoa; Kinetoplastea; Trypanosomatida; Trypanosomatidae
Exons: 1
Coding region: 1-903 (300 amino acids)
Source: RefSeq, a predicted model, not a curated record